UGGCUCAAUAAGCACCCUCAGUGCUUUUUCAUACCUUUAGAUUUGGAGAUUAUAUAUUUGAAAUAUACUGAAGAUCUUUAAAUGGAGCUAAAGGAGACAGUGGAACAACUGCGUCCCUCCACGGACGAUGGAGGGAGAUUAAUGACCAGAAAAACAUCACAGCUGGACAGAACGUCACUCUGCCGUGUCGAGCUCGAGACAACAACAUCCCCAUCAUAGUUGUAGAGUGGAGCAGAGCUGACCUGGGCAAAGAAAGUGUCCUAAUGUACCGGGAUAAGCAGUUGGAUCCAGAUCACCAGCAUCCAUCUUUUAAGAACCGGGUGGAUCUGCAGGACAAAGAAAUGAAGGAUGGAAACGUGUCUGUGAUUCUGAAGAAUGUGACGAUUAAUGACGCUGGAACAUACGAGUGUCGUGUCUUCAGGAGAGGAACAAACCGCAGGAAGAGAGCUAAUCUGAAGACUCCCCCUAUCAGCAUCAUCACCCUGAGAGUUGAUCCUCCAGGUCAGCCAGGAGGACACACAGAGGAUGGAGGGAAGGAGGCAGGGAAGGAGGAUGGAGGAGAGAAGAGUGGAUCUGUUGGACUAAUAGCUGGUCUGAUAGUUUCUGCUGUGAUUCUUGUUUCUGCUGGUAUUGGCUUUUUGGCCUACAGAAAACAUAAACCACAAAAGAGUCAGGUUUCACAUCAUCUUCCUGCUAAACUACAUUUUGAAAUGUCUGAGAGCUCUCUGAAUUCUGAAUCUCUUGCUGAUGAACAUGGAGACAGAAGGGACUCAGAAACAAGAAACUGUCACCAACACUCCACAAGGAUCCCUGAUGUCACUCUGACACUUGAGAAUGAACUAGUUUGUCCUCCUCAGGAAACAGCAGGACUGCUUCCAGAGAGAAACAUCAGAGUGCAGUAGAUAAUGUCUGACAGCAGUUUGAAGAGGAAAUGGAUUCUGUUCUGUUCUUCACUCAUCACCUACCUGACAGCUGACACCUCACACCUGUUUCUCACCUGCAGGUCAGACAGGAGGAGACCCUGGGCUGGAAGCUGGUCUGUCAGUUUUUGGUGUGUCUUUUUUUUUUCCUGAAACUAUUUUUCACCUCCUCCUUGUACUGAACAAAAGCUGGUCUUAAACUACAUUUAUAUUAUAAGCUAAUGAAAUGUUUCAUAAGUAAAAUCUGACGGUUGAGCUUUCAGAUUACUGCAGUACUAUUUAAUCUACCUCAUGCUUUAUAACCUAUUUAUUUCCCUCAUUACAAAAUGUCCAACUAAUGUUCCUUCUGCUAUCAGUUAGUGAAGCUUUAGUAGAAAAUAGAAUCAGUCUAUUUCAGCUUUAGCGCUGGAUACAUGAAAAUCUAUUUACUGUCAUUUCAUUGUUUUUAUGCUUGUUGUCCUGCUGAGUGUCAAAGAACAAACUUCACACUAAUAGAAAACAGAUCAAAUAGUCUGACAGGUGCCUCUUCAUCACAGAGGCAACACUGUGAUCAGUAAAAUUAGACGGUCAUUGUUAUUAAAUGUUCUCAUUAGUUUCUUUCUGUUUCUUUAUUGUAUUGAUAAAUUAUUACACAUAAUUCUCAGUAAUUAUACCAAAACCUAAGAGUAGAAUACAAACAGACCAUGACACAUUUUUCAGGGAUCCUCAGCUGCCAGAAGCAGAUCAGAAAAGAUCAUAAUGUUUAAUAUUCUGUAAUUGAUCAGAAAUGCUCAAAUAAUGAGGAAAUAAAUGAUGUCAAAGUUAA
This is a messenger RNA of Oreochromis aureus, 1725 nucleotides long. Its product is annotated as coxsackievirus and adenovirus receptor-like. Gene Ontology annotation, biological process: T cell costimulation; cellular response to lipopolysaccharide; immune response. Gene Ontology annotation, cellular component: external side of plasma membrane. Lineage: Eukaryota; Metazoa; Chordata; Actinopteri; Cichliformes; Cichlidae. Bases 264 to 902 code for a protein of 212 amino acids. The record is from RefSeq and is a predicted model, not a curated record. The transcript has 3 exons.